CAAGAAGGUCGUAUUUUCGCGUGGAGAAGGGAAGUCGGCCAUUUUGGGCGAAAACAAUAUUAAGAAAUUCGGUUACGAAUAGUUUUGGCAUGGAUCUCGACUUUCUGUGGAAAUUUAGACAUUUUACUGGAUCAGAAUAACUCUUGGAAUAUAAAUCUAAUGAAUUUAAUGGAGAAAAACCCAAAUUCUUUUCAUAAUAUUACAUUUUCAGCACCGGAAAAUUGCCCAAUUCCAGGGCAGUUUCUAUUUUCGGUACGAAACAGUCGAAAACCAAGCACGUUACCGUGUAGAAAAGUGACAGUUCUGUAAAUUUCGCAUAACAGAAUUGACAGUUGUCCAUCUUUCUGUUUAAUUGUGAGAUUUCAUCGACCAUUGCGACAUAGUUGCUGGAAUUUUUUGGCUUUUGUGUGCAAAUGGUGUAACGAGGGAUUUCGUCGGUCAUCGAGUGAAAAAAAAGACUGAUUAGAAAUUCAAAAUGUCGACUCCAUCAACAAGAGCCCAACUUCAGACAGUUCACGAAUCAGUUAUGUCUGAACAUAGAAAAGAUGAGAAAUCAAAUUCAAGGGUCUCAUCCUCAAAAUCUAGAACUGAUGAACCUCAUAUCGGGAAAUACAGACUUAUAAAGACUAUAGGGAAAGGAAAUUUUGCAAAAGUUAAGCUUGCCAAGCAUGUCCCAACAGGAAGAGAGGUUGCCAUAAAAAUCAUAGACAAAACACAGCUCAACCCAUCAAGUCUCCAAAAGUUAUUUCGGGAAGUUAGAAUAAUGAAAAUGUUAGACCAUCCAAAUAUAGUGAAACUCUUUGAAGUCAUAGAAACAGAAAAGACAUUAUAUUUAGUUAUGGAAUAUGCAAGUGGGGGGGAAGUAUUUGAUUACCUAGUGGCACAUGGUAGAAUGAAAGAAAAAGAAGCUAGGGCAAAAUUUAGACAGAUUAUCUCUUCUGUACAGUAUUGUCAUCAAAAGAAUAUAGUCCAUAGAGAUUUAAAAGCUGAAAAUCUGUUAUUAGAUGCGGAUAUGAACAUUAAGAUAGCAGAUUUUGGCUUCAGUAAUGAAUUUGUACCUGGGAACAAAUUAGACACAUUUUGUGGUAGUCCCCCUUAUGCAGCUCCAGAACUUUUUCAGGGCAAAAAAUAUGAUGGUCCCGAGGUAGAUGUAUGGAGUUUAGGGGUUAUCUUAUAUACACUAGUCAGUGGGUCAUUACCUUUUGAUGGGCAAAAUUUAAAGGAAUUGAGGGAAAGAGUAUUACGGGGAAAAUACAGAAUACCUUUUUAUAUGUCAACAGACUGUGAAAAUUUAUUAAAAAGAUUUUUAGUGUUAAAUCCUACUAAACGAGCAAGUUUAGAGACUAUUAUGAAGGAUAGAUGGAUCAAUAUGGGCUUGGAGGAGAAUGAAUUAAAGCCGUACAAAGAGCCGCCCAAAGAUAUUUGCGAUACGAAACGGAUAGAAAUUAUGGUGAACAUGGGCUACAGUCGGGCCAGUAUUGAAGAAUCAGUAGUACAACAAAAGUUUGAUGAUGUACAAGCUACAUACCUUUUGCUGGGCAGAAGGACAACAGACUUAGAAGGUAGUGAUAGAUCAGGUAGCAGUCAGUCAUUGCGUCAUCUCCAAUCAUCAACGACAUCCAAUCGACCUCAAAGUGAGAACCAGGCCAACAACCAGUCUCCAAACAAAGUGACGAGGAGCCAGUCGGCGACAAGUAGUGGAACACGAGGUCAGAGACGCCACAGUCAUGGUGGAGAUAAUAAUGCGCAUGGUAGUAUGAAACGAGGUCCAGGAAGUGCUUCACAAUCCAGUUCCCAUGCGCCACGUCGACAAAAUACUAUAGACACAACUAGUUCAACUAAGGAGAACGUUAUCUCAGGAAGGAAAACUCCGUCAGGAAGCACGAUGGAGUCGCCAAAGAUCAAUUCAGCGAGUCCAGCUCGGGCAACGAUCCCGAAGAAACCUGGCACAUCUUCUACAGGGAAAAACAGUGUGAUUCAUACAAGUAUUCCACGACGGAGUGGAACUUUCAGCCCUGGUGAUACACGUGUUCAAACCCCAAGUGAGAAACCACCGUCAAGAGCAACAAAUGGUCAAGAUAUACGACAAAUGACAAACUCCACCAAUGCAUCAGAUAUAACGCCUGUAAACAGGGAUGCUACACGGCCUAAAGGUCAUGUCAAAUCUGCAAGCACUUCCCAUCCCAGAAACAUGGAGUUACCCCCUCUUGACAGUGAUUUUAGACCCACCACUGCCCCAGAAAGAAAACCCAUUGUGCCUAUAUCACCCGCUACUCCCAAGCAAAACACGUCGAUACUGUACCGCGGUACUGCCAGCCGUAGCACAUUCCACGGAGGUCCGAUCCGAGACCGACGACAGACCAACAACUACGGCCCUGGAGGCGUUCCAAUGCACUCACAAGACACGUCGGCCAUGGGCACUACUGGACGCUUCUCUAUAUUCAACAAACUCACAUCAAAGUUUAGUCGCAGAGAUGGUGGUCAGGAGGUAUUGACAAGAAGCAAAUUGUUCCGCAGGUCUAUCAAUGAAGGGCAACGGGACAGUGGGGGCGUGGGAAGUCACAGUAUCAGCACAGGCGGGACUCCUUCAAGUGGCAUAGGUGAGGCCGUGAAGCCUAGGUCGCUACGAUUUACCUGGAGCAUGAAAACAACAAGCUCAAUGGAUCCUAACGAUAUGAUGAAGGAGAUACGCAAAGUUUUGGAUGCAAAUAACUGUGAUUAUGAACAGAGAGAAAAAUUCCUCUUACUCUGUGUACAUGGGGACCCUAAUACUGACAGUCUAGUGCAAUGGGAGAUGGAAGUUUGUAAAUUACCAAGACUUUCUCUCAAUGGUGUGCGCUUCAAACGCAUAUCAGGCACAUCUAUAGGCUUUAAGAACAUUGCUUCAAAAAUUGCCAAUGAGUUGAAACUUUGAUAAAAGGACACAGUUCAUAUUAAUAUUAUUUUUCUGUUAAUGGUAUUUCAUCAUGAGAUUUAAUUUGAACAUGGGCAAUUGUGGUAUUAGGAAUGGUACUGGUAAUUUUCAUUAUGGGAAUUAUCUUAUGACUAGUACCGGGUAUAAGACGUGAGUGUCUUGCGGUGUCAUUGUUUCAUAAAAAAAGAUGUGCAUGCCAUAUGUAGGUCUAUGAAAGUAGACCUCGUGGUUAUGUGCUUGUGUUCGACAUUGCCUCUGUUUCAUAACUGGAGACAGGCAUGUUUCUUUCGUGCGUGUGUAGAUAAAAACACCAUUUGUGACAUUGUGUCCAACUCCACUGCAACUCUCAGAUGUGUCCAGUGACUCUGUUUUUGUGUACUUACUGAUUUUUCUUUUGUUAAAUAUGGCUCGCACUGUGGAGGUUACUGCACUAGGAUUUUGUAAUUUUACGAUGUUCUAGAACUGCUACGAAUAUUUGUGCUAUGAUAUAUAAGGUGGUGUCUGAAAGUACCUUGUUAUACAUAAAUAUGUGCCAAUUUAUUAUAACUACAUAUAUUUCUUCAACAUUUUGUGAUAAUAAGAAUAUUGACAUGGCAACAGUUAUUACGGAGAUUGGCGCUUGCGGUCACGUCGGCGGCGAGACGUAUGUCAAACUCCUGACAGGGUACUUACAUUAAGAGAAAAAAAGGCUUGAAGAUCUUGUCAUAAGGAAGGGUCGGCAAGCCAUGUGAUCUGCCUCAGUUGACCUUACACCAUAUGUGAUCCUAUAUAUCGAGCCCUCUACCAUUAUAUAUAUAUAUGUAUAUCAUUCAUUAGGAAUUUUAAUUAUUUUGUACAAAGUGUAAAUACGGUGUAAAAUAAUAUAAUAUACUUAGUAUAAGUACUAUUUGUAACAAGUAAACUGUGAAAAGUUAAAAAGUAUACUAAAAAUCAUGUACAGAGAUUAACUUAAUUGUAAAUUUUAGCUACUCUUCUGUUGUUAUUUUAAUUCUAAUGAAAUAGAUUGAUUAGCAUGCAUGAUUUGCAUGUUAAUAAGCAGUAACUAUUUUUAUCAGAAUAGCAGUGAGUGGGUGCUCAACUUACAGAAAUUACUGUUCUUUCUAUGCAGACAAAAUGGUAAGCUUUUACUGAUAAGCUGGGGAUUGAUAAUGCUGAAAAAUGCUCUGUUGUCAUGGCAACAUAAGACUCCAGUUACUACAGUUAUUGUGUUUUCUUUUAACAUUCCAAAUGAAGUUUUAAGUUAUCCAUGAAUUUUACCAAAUUUCAGUUGGCAUGUUAAUUAAAUAUCAUAACCAUGGUAACUGGAGUU
Molecule: messenger RNA, 4223 nt
Organism: Ruditapes philippinarum (Manila clam)
Lineage: Eukaryota; Metazoa; Mollusca; Bivalvia; Venerida; Veneridae
Product: MAP/microtubule affinity-regulating kinase 3-like
Exons: 19
Coding region: 476-2914 (812 amino acids)
Biological process (GO): protein phosphorylation; microtubule cytoskeleton organization; intracellular signal transduction
Cellular component (GO): cytoplasm
Molecular function (GO): protein serine/threonine kinase activity; tau-protein kinase activity; ATP binding
Source: RefSeq, a predicted model, not a curated record